Messenger RNA from Trichobilharzia regenti, 1481 nucleotides. The record is from the annotation of a GenBank genome assembly. NCBI's taxonomy places the organism in Eukaryota, Metazoa, Platyhelminthes, Trematoda, Strigeidida, Schistosomatidae.
CCUAUAGUUUCGAAUGUUACUUUUAUACCAAAAACGAAUUUUGUUCGGAUAAUAUUUAUGAAGUGUGAUACAUCAAAGAAAUAUUGCUUUCACUUAAGUCAUGUUCUGAUUAUUUCAGGUGUUGUUUUCUUAUUUAAUAAACGAAUUUUAAUAAUUUAUGCUAGGUGGUUUGAGGUAGGAGGUUUUGGCCGACCUAGGUUUCAUGACUGUUGACAAUCGCCCGUAAGGCGUAUCUGGUAUAUUCAAUUGAAUAUACCUUAAGGUAUUUAUAUUCUUUGUGAGACUCAAACCCGGGUCACCCAGAGUUGCAGUCAGGUAUUUUACCACUGAGAUACAUGAGUUAGCUAUUUAACUUGUUUUAGGACUAUAGUGGAUACUUUGGUUGUACCAUUAUAGAGUAACAUGUCCAGUCUUUUAACUCAUAGAACACUAAACAAAGGGGACUAAUUAUCACCCCCAGCUUGUUUUAGUAUACAAGCCUGGGAGUUUUCACGCAUUGCCUUGGACACUGUUCUGAUAUCAAUUUUGAUUACGAAAUCUAGAAUACUGAAGUGGUCAACAGGAUGACUAUUCUAUGCUACAGAAUUGGCUUGGAGUGGAUAGCACUUUUACUGGCCUUAAUUAUGAGCACCACAUUUUUGCUAACAUAUUAUAUUUCGGUAUAUAGAGGACAUGUGAAUGCGGAGUUACCAUUCAUCAGUUCUACAGGUGCUUAUCCACCAGAAAGCUGUAUAUUUGCAGAGGGUUUAAAUCUUGCUGCCUUUCUGAGUUCAUUCUGUGCCUUCCUGUGGUAUCUGAUUGCGUUGGAAAGAACAAAAUUUAUGGGCAUACACCAACCGACAUGUUUACUUAAAUUUAUGACUAUACUAUCUUUAGUAGCUGGAAUUGGAUUAACUAUGGUGGGCAACUUCCAACAAGUUAACGUUGAAUUAGUGCAUGAUAUUGGAGCUGCAAUGGCGUUUUAUGGGACAACUUUAUACAUUUUCCUAUGUGCUUAUGUAAGCAGUCGAUAUCUUGGAACACACUGGUGCAUAUGGAUAUUAAGAUUACUGUUGGGUAUAGGAUCAGCAAUAGCAACAAUACUCUUCUCAGUAUGCCAUUUAUUCUCUCGAAUUCAUUUCAAAGGAUCUCAAGAAGAAUCCCUAACGUAUCGUCAUCCAAAACAAGGUGGACAUUCGUAUUAUCUAUGCAGCACAGGUUCUGAAUGGUUUGCGGGACUUUUCAAUAUACUCUUCUUUACUACAUGGGCGUAUGAAUUUAGUAAUUAUGCUUUGCAGAUGCCUAAGAUAGUUCACAAAUCGCCUAACGGGAUUUCAGAAGAUGUUGACUCGAAAUCCCAAAUACGUGGGACUGAUGAUGCUGAAACCUCGCAUAGAAUGAUUUUCUAAACUAAUUAAUUAUUCGUUAAUAUUUGACUAUACGCUACAGAAGACUUUUCCACUGACAUAAACUUUUCUUUCUGUUUGAAUAAAUCACACAUU